AUGGGCAUGCUGCGCAAAAAGCUGCCGAAGAAACCUUUGUGUCGACCUCUAGAUCAGAUGGACCUCGAUUGUACCAAAGCUCAGGUCCAGAAAGUCCACAAAGAAGCCCUAAAAACAGCGGCUACGGCGGAUCGGAUCAUGAGGGCGAAGGGAGCUCGCUCUUUGGAACGAAGGUCCAAGUGGGCGCAUAGGCGAGCGAAUCCAGACAAAAAUGCAACUCCUCCCCUUCCACCAGACACGAAUCCGUCCGCAGAUCCGAACUUCUCUUUCGUGUCAUCAUUGAAAGCAAAGUCCUCAAGCAAUCCUAGCGCGUCGCAAUCUUCGAAGCCAUGGUGGAGGAGAAUCUUCAAGUUUCGCAGAUCUUCCGAGAAGUCUUGCGAACCAAUGUUUUCUUCGCCAACCCGCGCGCAUUCCAUCCAGGAACCCGUCAUACCUUUAUGCGUUUCGUGUUCUCAAGCAGCAAAUUUAGUUCGGCCUGAACCACGCUCCGCAACCUUGGAAGCCCCGGAAGAGGGAGCACACAGCCCAAAAUACUGGAUGGAUUACGAGAAGAGGACUGCACAAGAAAACCAGCCCCUAAUAACCAGCGUUAUGCAAUCUCCAAACGAGGCUCACCGCUCUCAGUACCCGCGUUUCAGGGUGCUGUCCGCCGGGACAAAGAACGGUGAGCCCUUCACCACAGUCUUGCCAGACACCGAUCAACUCAACAAUCAGUCUUCCGCAGUCUUGAAUGACCAAAUGGCGGAGACAAGAAAUCACGAGCAAGGUGUUCAAAGUACUUUGUUGCCAGACGCAUCUAGCGAGCACCAAGCGUCUUCGAUGCGUCAUCCAGCAGCUGAGUUGGGUCUAGGGAACGUAUCAAGGCCAAAUGUUCCACAGAAGGUAGAGGACUUCAACCCAGACGCCUCGACGCAUCUCGAAGGAUCCCACAAUCCUUCGAUUGGAGCACCCCUGUGUCCGACAAAAUCUUAUUCAACAUUCAUUACAAACCCUUACUUAGGUUUACCCAUACACUCGUAUCAUUCAACAGGAAGGGAUGCAGUCGGACAAGCUCUAUUGGACGAUCCUUACUCUAAUGUACGCGUACAUUCGGAUGAAUUGACAAGAAGAGAUGCAUUCGAACAAGAUCCGUUAGACGAUCAGUACUCACCGCUGUCUAGUGCAGACUCUCACUUCGCAAUCCCGAUAAAACGAAGGAAAGACUCUGCUUCCGCUACCCCGCCGCAACGACGCAAUCAGAACACGGCCAACGUCACAGCGCCGCCUCCACCGGACGUCGAACGAAAAGACUUGUAG
Messenger RNA from Parastagonospora nodorum SN15, 1296 nucleotides. RefSeq lists its product as hypothetical. Bases 1 to 1296 code for a protein of 431 amino acids. Lineage: Eukaryota; Fungi; Ascomycota; Dothideomycetes; Pleosporales; Phaeosphaeriaceae. The transcript has 2 exons. The record is from RefSeq and is a predicted model, not a curated record.